Messenger RNA from Labrus mixtus (cuckoo wrasse), 8040 nucleotides. Its product is annotated as HMG box transcription factor BBX. The record is from RefSeq and is a predicted model, not a curated record. Gene Ontology annotation, molecular function: DNA-binding transcription factor activity, RNA polymerase II-specific; RNA polymerase II transcription regulatory region sequence-specific DNA binding. NCBI's taxonomy places the organism in Eukaryota, Metazoa, Chordata, Actinopteri, Labriformes, Labridae. Bases 160 to 2853 code for a protein of 897 amino acids. Gene Ontology annotation, biological process: regulation of transcription by RNA polymerase II. Gene Ontology annotation, cellular component: nucleus. The transcript has 16 exons.
GUGUGCGCGUCUCUCUCUGCGCUAACUUGACGCAGCUGUGUUUAGUACAGCCAGUGCUGAACUGUUAUGAUGUGUCAAUAAGUUAAAAAGGUGGACGGCACCAAUGAUGAGAGGCCCCCCCCGGCACCUGAGCAGGAUAUUGGAGGUCAUCGUCAUUGCAUGACAAAGGCUGUGGCAGAUUCAUCUUCAUCACUCAUACAGCAUUUCCAUAGUUUUAUUCUUCAGUGCGGUAGUACCAUGAAGGGGGGAGGAAGGGGUAAGGAACCACCUGUAGCAGGCGAGGUCACUGGCAAGCGUCCCAAACGCAAAUGCCUGCAGUGGCACCCACUUCUCUCCAAAAAGACACUGGAUUUCUCUGAGGAGGAAGAAGAAGAGGAUGAGGAGGAGCUGGAGAAGCAGCCAGUGCUGUGUGGGCCAGACCAGGGCCUGCAGGUGCAGUGUGGAAGCACAACAGAGGAGGUGGAGGAGGAUUCCAAUGAACAGCGUGCACGGCGGCCAAUGAAUGCCUUCCUCCUCUUCUGCAAACGCCACCGCUCCCUGGUGCGGCAGGAACACCCUCGCUUGGAUAACAGGGGUGCCACCAAGAUCCUGGCUGACUGGUGGGCUGUGCUGGAGCCCAAAGAAAAGCAGAAAUACACCGACAUGGCCAAGGAGUACAAAGAUGCCUUUAUGAAAGCAAACCCUGGCUACAAGUGGUGUCCCACCACCAGCAAACCAGUCAAGAGUCCUUCUUGUCAGCCAGUAAGUAAUCCCCGCAAAAAAGUUUGGUCCUUCUCUUCCAACUCAGCAAAGGACUCCACCACUGCCAAGAAAGUGCCCAAAGCGGACAACAUGCCACAGUUAAACUUUGCCAUGGCAGAUCCUACGAAGAUGGGAGGCCUUAGCAUGCUGCUGUUAGCUGGUGAACAUGCCCUCACAAACAGAGAGAUCCCUUCCAGCACUAAACCUAGUUUACCUGACACAGCCAGCGAAGGGAACUCCUAUCCAGGGCAUGAGGAGGAGAUGAUGUCUGGGGCAAUGCCCAACAGAGCGGCUGACGUUACUGAGAGCACGGUCAAGUCUGCCCUUUCCCCGCCAGUUGAGAUGUCUACGUCGUUAUCACCUGAAGGGAAACCAUGCAGACAGUCGGCUCUCUUCCAGCUUGCUGAGAUGUGCUUAGCAUCCGAAGCUGGAAAGAUGGACACAGUGGUAUCUCAACCUGAGGACAGCUCCUCUUCAGCCUCUCUCAAGCAAUCUGCAGCCCAACCCAAGAUCAAGGAGGAGAAAGCAGACGAUGACAACUGUCCUCCUUCCUUUCCCACUCCUACCCUCUCACCUCUGCUCUCCCUCUCUACCUCCACUGAUGCUACGCCUACACAACUCAGCAGCCAAAACGCUCGUGUCAAAAACAAGAGCAAGAAAAAGGAAACAGCCAAGUCGAACGAUGAAGGUGAGGCCUCCUGCUCAGCGAAGAAGUUCAUCAAAAAGUGUGAUCCUGCACAGUCAAACGUGGACAGUGUGUUCAGCACCAUCGAGGCAGUGGCCAAAGGAGUGUGGAAGGAGCCAGAGGAGAAGAAGAAGAAAGUCCAGAGCAGUCCUAAUAGUGGGAACUCGGGUACGCCCAGAAAGAAGAGCAAGCCCAAAGUAAAGAGUUUGGUCAAAGACAAAGAGGAGGAGAUGGAGGAGGAGAUGGAGGAGAACAGAGGGCAGGGCACCUCCUCUGAAGCUGAGCUAAAGGACGAGGUGACUGACGUUAGGACCAAGGCAGAAUCAGAAGAAGUGACAUUUGGAAGCACAGACCUUCAGUGCAGCAUGGCAGAACCCGAUCACUCCCCCUGCAGCUCUUCACCUGCAAAGCUCUUAGAGGAGGACAAAGGAAAGGAGAGGUCAGGUGAAGGGACCUUUGAGUCCAGCACAGAGAACCGCGGCUCCAGGAAGUCCGAGCGGAGCUGUAAAGGGGCUCUGUAUAAGACCCUGGUCUCUGAAGGGAUGCUGACUUCACUGAGAGCUAACAUCGACCGAGGUAAGAGGGGCGCUUUCCGUGCCUCUGACCACGAUGCAAACUGGAGUGAUGACAGCUGGCCAACUUCUCAGAUGGGACCUAAUAACCCCAAGAAGCUAAAGAAGUCAAAGUCUAAAGAUGACUCAUCACAGGGCCUCGGGAAACUGGAGGAGGAGUUUGAGAGGAAGUUUAACAGCCUUCCCCAGUAUAGCCCCAUGACGUUUGAUAAGAAGGGGAUAACUGUGGCGAAGAAGAAGAAGAGUGACAGCUGCACUGUCCCAGAGGACGUUUCCAAAGCUGUAAAAGGGUCAUCUCCAUCUCAGAAAAAGACUUCAUUCCACAAGAUUAUUAGGAAGCAAAAACACAAAAAGGAGAAACCAGAUGCAGUGGAAAAAGCAGCAGUACAGAGUGAUCCCAGUGUACUGGAUUCAGUUUCUAAAGCCAAAUCAUGUGCCCCUGUUACCACAAUGUGCCCCGACUUGCAGGGCACCACUAGUAUGGAGAUGCUAGUUGGUAGCCAGAAGAGGAAGGCAAGGAAGACCAAGAUCACACACUUGGUGCGCACAGCUGAUGGCAGUGUGUCUCAAGCUGAGGAGGAAAAAUCUAGGGACCUGACCCAGGAACAGGAUAUGAAGCCAUUACCCCAACAGAAUUUAUGCAAUGAAGAAGGGUGCUACAGUAAUCCCAGGGCAGAGGAGGCGGAGGCGGCGAGGAGCAUGGCACCCCAGGAGCUACCUGCUUUCUUCAGCCUGGCAGCCCUCGCUGAGGUCGCAGCCAUGGAAAACGUUCACAGAGGCCAGAGAGGAUUGGCCGACAGUCAGAAGAAAGAGCUCGCCCAGACUCCGGUCCUCAUCUCCUGUGCUGAUCAGUGAAACUCUGCUGCUUUUAGGAGAAGCCACAACAUGGACACUGGAAGUGGAGCUUCACUUUCCCUGGUGGUAACCCUACGCUAAAGGGAGACUUGAUAUGGAAGUGUGGAUGGACUCCAACUUCCCCCCUUGUGGUGAAUUUACUUGAGCUGGGGUUCAUGUUGGAGAUCGAGCCCCUCUCCUCCGUACUCCUCGCUAUCUCAGUGUUUCCCCUGAAGCCUUCCUUUGGCUAGAGGAAGGAUGCCUUUUCUGAACUCCUCACCCCCCCCCCCCCCCCUUUAGAUGCUCUGUUAGGGCCUGUGGAAGAACCAAACUGUUCCCCCAGUGCAUGGCUUCCCUUGUAGAGAUGGAUGUCAUGGGUUAAUUGUACCCUGUUUUAAGGUCAAGUCUUGCAAUUUAAUAAUAGCAUUUUAGGUAAACACAACGCAGCAUUGGUUUUAUAGAUAAAAAAAACACAGCUUUCCGUUACCUUUUUACCUCACACACACGCCUACUGAAGAGUUCCCUCCACCUCUGCUAGAAUACCUCUGUAUUUAAAAAGCUCUACUCCAUCCCUUUCCUUCCAGCUUCAACCCAAAAUGACUUUAACCAGGGUAAAUGACUUCCAUUUACAAACUGCCCACUGCGUGUGUCCCUUUGGUGCACUCAUGUGGUGUUCUUAAACUAACUAGGAAAUCAUGGUGGAGUGUUUGUUAAGAUAAUGCUACUGUAACACAGUACGUAGUAGCGCCGUAUAAUCAUGUUAGACUGAAUGUGUGAGACCUGCACAUCCCCACGCACCUGGACUAGAGUCGACUAUAGCUGAAGCUGUUUGUCAUGUUAACCAGAACUAGUGGAUUCACAAAGUUCCUGUCAGGCUUAAGAACUGUUUCUUGUGAUGGGGAGGUCGUGUGAAAGUGAUUUAAUUAUAGCCUUAACCCUCCCGCCUUGAUCUGCACCCCCCCCCCCCCCCCUCCCCCCCCCCCCCCCCACACACACACACACACACACACACACACACACACACACACACACACACACACACACACACACACACACACACACACACACACACACACACACACACACACACACACACACACACACACACACACACACACACACACACACACGACCAGCUCGCGACCAGCUUUUUUGCUCAAUGCCAUCACAGUCCUAAAUUUGAUGUAAAAAACAUUUUGGAUAUUAAAAUGCAGUUUUUGUCACUACUUGAUCUUAUUGCAGUUUGCGUAGCAGUUAGGAAGGUUAACUCUUUGUGUGCAAACGUCUUUUCUGGAAUAGGUGUUUUUGGUUUGGUUUGUUUGUAGAGGAUACAAACACUGCACUAAUUUGUAGCCGAAGUUGCUCUUGGAAGUGUGAUGAAAUGCUUUGUCUCCAGCGGUCACAGUGUUUCUUCAACACAGCCCCUCAGUAGUGUCUUCUGUGUCCUCGGGGACCGGGCUAAAGCUGGACACAUGAAAGUGAAGUUUGACAAUCCAAAACAUGAUUUUUAACAUAACUCAUAAAAUGAGUGAUUUGGAAAUAACUAAAAUCAGAGCAUGCUAUUCAGUGGUUCACAUGGAGGCAGAGCAUUAGAAAACAACCCCCCCCCCCCACACUUCUUUUCCUAUUGGCCUUUUGAGAUUUUAUUGCCAAGUAAUGGUCUACUCAGAGGUCACAUUCAAUCAAUGUUGUUAUCUUUAGAUGUAUUUAUAUUUUGAAGAGAUUUUUUUGUUCUUUAUUCUUAUGUUGAUAUUAGGUCCGUAUCAUUCCAUUUCCACGCCUCUGUCUUGGCCAUACCUUUUGUUUACAGUUCAUCAGCUGUAGUAGUGAAAAUAAGGACGCAUGCAGUUACUGUAAGCUGCUGGUUUGUUUUCUUCCCGAGGGUCGAAGGAACCUGGAAGAGCUGCCGCGGGAUAAUGGAGGUCAACUAAGAGCUACACUGAGGCUAUGUUCAGACUGCAAGAGAAAGAGACCCAAAUCUGAUUUAUAUGCAAAUAUGUCACUCAGAUCCAUUUUUUUUAAUCAUGAUAUGAACAGCAUGAAUCACAUGAAAUCAGAUUUUUUUUUUCAAAUCAGGCUCGUGCCACAUUCAUAUGAUCGUGAUCCUAAAUCAAUACCACCUCAGUCUCAACAGCCAGGUGUGAACAUAUUAGACUGUGAUGUCAGUAUUCUGCGCUGGCAGCAUGGGGCCACUAACAUGGAUCACAGCUGUGAUGGAGGUAGUCAGUGGAGCUAGAGUCUCCUCAUUUCCACGGCAACGCUCAUGUGAAGUAACGGUCAACUCUCCUCCUCAUGCAGAAAUGGUGAAAUAUUUCUCUGGUGUAUUAAUAAUGUGUCAUAUCAUUCCACAAUGGGAAGCUGUUGUUUAUGCAUUAGAGCAUUCUGGGUAAUUGGAGUACUAGAUUUACAGCAUCUAUAGCUUAUCUUCAUCUACAGCAUCUAAUGCUCCAAUGCAUUACGAUGAACCUGAGCAUGAGAGACAUUAGAGGUCCUGUGCACAAAAAUACAGAUGUGUAAGUGAUUUUAUUUAGAGAGGUAGACUACGGGACAAUCCCAUAUUGAGGAAGGAAGAGCAGGAGAAGACUAAAGUAAAAGAUGUGAUCAGUGAGCAGUUUAUCACAUAAAGCUGUACAGGGAGAAUAAAAGAAGACGCACAGAUAAAACUCCUAUCUCUAUUUCUAACUUUAUAAACAGUGUGAUUUUUCACCUGGAUAGAAUGAUCAGAUCCUCCACAUUCUGUAAAUGAGCGUAAACCAACAAGCAGUUUAUUAAUGCAGUGCAGUCAACGUGGAUCUAUUAAUGAUGCCAAUCGUUCUGUACGUUUUUCUUUUAGCUGUUGAAAUAGACUCCAGUCUGCUGUGUAGUAGAUAAACCAACAGAACCCAUGCAUAUGGCGCUUUGUGUGACGUCUUUGUUCUUCUGUGCUGCAUGUGGAUCCAUUCAGUGUCCUGUUCACACAUGAUCUCAUACAGGCCUUCUUUUUUCAAAAGUAACAGCCAAACAAAAUGAUUGUAUCACAUCAAUAAGUCUGAAUUGAGCGUUCAGCCUUGCAGUGUGAACAUAGCCUUCCUCUCGAGCAAUACCCCUCACCUCCUUGCCCAGCAGCCUCUCUGUUCCUCUGUGUAGACCAAUACUUAAAUUAAGUUUAACCACGUUUCUAACUUUUCUAGAUCUUUGUUUUCUCUUUGAUCAUGUCUGAGUGUGUGCAUAUGUGAUGCUCUUUAAAGUAGGGCCUUUUAACCUUUUUCUUCUUUUUUUUUAGGUAUUUUAAAGUUCAAUGUUUUUUUUCCCCUGAGGUCAAGAUUACUGGAUAAGAAUGUUGUCAAAAGAGAUCAAGUUCAUAGAUGAUGCAUGUUUCUAUGCUUACCUGCUACAGUAAGCAAACAGGCACUGAGAUACAUGCACAGUCUCUUCACCUCUGGAGGUGUGUGUUUGACUGUAACUGCUUCAUGUUUUUUUGAUAAGUGUGUAGAGGUGCUCCGAGUGCUUUUUUUGACUCUUUCUGACAGGACAGACAAAAAAAAGUUUGUUUAUCUUAAGAUAGUAUUUUCCUAAAUGAAGGCAUUGUUACAUAGUAAUGAUGUUUAGCUUGUGUAAGCCCUUGUGUGCAAAUAGUACGUGCAAAGAAUCUAUGAUUCCUCUCUAAAUUUAUGUUUCAAAUCUAGCGCAUAUGUUUCCCAACUAAACUGAAGGAAAUGACAGAAUGCUUUACAAUAAUCCUAAUAAUAAUUAUAUAUAUAUAUUUUUAAGAUAUGAGAUAAAAAAUAACAUCAAGGUUCUUCCACUGGUGGACAUUAGUGUAAUUCUUUGCAAAGACAAAGAAAUUGUCUUCCCCCCUAAAAAAAAUAAAGAAAUAUAUUUGCUUUUAGGAAGUGAGUUUAUUGACAUUUGCCAAAGAAAAGGGAAAGGUCUAAUGAAAAGAGAACCUGUUUAGUUGUUUUUUUUCUGAUAGAAAGUAAACAUAACGAUUGCACUGCUUUUUUUUUAGGUGUGUAAAUCUUCAGGUAACAAUAUCAGCACAAUUCAUCCUGCGUAUCUUAAAGGACUCAGUAUUUGAACCCAGAGUUGGAAGUGCAACAACAAGGCACCACUAAAUGCCUCUUUUAAUAUACAGUAUUUGCACCUUAUGACCCAAACCAAAAUAAUCAUGGUAUUUGAAAAAAAUAUAUAAUUUUUACCCUCUCUAUGAAAAUUAUGCAUUUUAACUAUUCUAUAUAUGAGAAUCAAGUCGAUAACAAAUCCACACAUCAACCAAACAGCCAUAAUAAUGUCAUCCCCCCUUGGCCUCACUUUUCUAGAAAAUGCUUCUAUAAAGUCGAAUUCCUAUAUUAGUUACCAAAAUGACUAUAACACCCUAUUGUGCUAGUACUGUCUUCUUGAAUGUAAUCAUUUUGUACCUGUAUUUUUCUAAUUCAGUCUUGAUUGUACUGUAUGUAUGCUAUAAUGAUGUACUGUUCCUUAGGUGCAGAGUUCGUUACGACCAACAGGAUAGCUGCUGUGCUGCGAACUUGAUGGAAAUUUGUGAUUUGAGGUCCAAAUGACUUACUGUACGUUGAGACUGCUAAGUGAGAGAUUCUUGCAUUUUUUGAAUGGUAGGAAAACAGCUUUUCCUGAUUUGCUACUUCUCUUUCCUUUUUUUGGUAAAAGUGAAAGUCUGUUCAGGACAGUUUAUAAAACAGGGACGCUCCUGCAAUCACAGAACGACUGAAUGCUUGAGUUUCAACUUAUUUAUUACUGUUCCUUUUUAAAGGUUUAGCUGAAUAAUAAAAAAAAAACAAUAAAAUAUACUGAACUGAAUAUGCAUCCAUUUAUACAUGACCAUGUAUAAGAGUAUCUACCCUUUACUGGAAUGUAGAUUAUGGCUUUUUUUGUGAACAAGAGGUUAUAGCCAGAUCUUUGAAGUCUCUUUCCUCUGAUAGUUUGUACGUGUUAAAACUUAUUUAUGUCACUAGUAAUCAUCAUGACUGAUAUGUUUUAUGAUUGUUGCAGCCCAGUUGUUAAAUGCAGCCUUGCCUUACUGGACCCCCUGCUUUGUGAGGGAUCCCUCAGUCACCUGUGCGCCCUCUGUAUGCCACAACACCCCCCCCGACCCCACUCACAACUUUUAUGUCAUAACACUGUUUGCCGAUGCAACUAUUAUUCCUUUUACAAUUUCUGCUGACGCAACUAUUACUUCUUGAACACCUAUUAAAAUAGCAUCUACUCCAA